Pungitius pungitius (ninespine stickleback) is the source of this 2275-nucleotide messenger RNA. RefSeq names its product CDC-like kinase 2b (gene clk2b). Gene Ontology annotation, cellular component: nucleus. The transcript is spliced from 11 exons. NCBI's taxonomy places the organism in Eukaryota, Metazoa, Chordata, Actinopteri, Perciformes, Gasterosteidae. Bases 291 to 1475 code for a protein of 394 amino acids. Gene Ontology annotation, biological process: regulation of RNA splicing; peptidyl-tyrosine phosphorylation. Gene Ontology annotation, molecular function: protein serine/threonine kinase activity; protein tyrosine kinase activity; ATP binding. The record is from RefSeq and is a predicted model, not a curated record.
UAUUCUUAGCACCGGUCUCAGCUCUCUGCUUCUCACCCUCUCUUAUCUGUCUCCUCGUCUCAUUGCUGUCCGUCGCUUUCUCUUUCUGUCUUUGUUGUUCUUUUUCGCUUCUGUUUUAUUUAUUUAUUCAUUUUUAAUUCCUGUAAAGCGAUUUUUUCUUAAUGUUCUGCAGUUUUUUCUUUUUCCGUCCGGUGGGCUUUUCCUCUCCGCCACACCCGGUCAUCUAGCUGUCCUGCUUCACCUCAUCACGUCCCUCCCUCCUUUUCCACUGAAGCGCUUGCUUCUCCAUCAUGGGAAAGACAGAACUGUGCUCUCUCUAUAAGGGUUUCCUGGACUGUAUUGGUCUGUGCCUCUCUCGAAGCAGCAGUGAGGCUGCAGCCGAUGACGGGAGGGACACGGAAAGCGGCCAUCUGAUCUACAAAAGUGGGGACGUCCUCGAAGACAGGUAUGAGAUAAUCAACACUCUUGGUGAGGGGACCUUCGGGAAGGUGGUGCAAUGCUCGGACCUCAGCAGAAGAGGAGGCCGAAUUGCUCUGAAGAUCAUUAGGAACUUGGAGAAGUACAGAGAAGCAGCCAAACUGGAAAUUAACGUUCUGGAGAAGAUUGGCACCAGCGAUCCAGACAACAGGCAUCACUGUGUGCAGAUGCUGGACUGGUUCGACUACUGCGGCCACGUGUGCAUCUGUUUUGAGCUGCUGUCGCUCAGCACCUUCGACUUCCUGAAAGCAAACAACUUCCUGCCUUAUCCCAUCAACCAGAUCCGCCACAUGGCCCGCCAGAUCUGCCACGCUGUCGGCUUUCUCCAUCACAGCAAGCUGACUCACACCGACCUGAAGCCUGAGAACAUCCUCUUCGUCAACUCGGACUACUCCCUCAUGUACAACGCUGAGAAGAAGUGCAGCGAGCGGAGAAUCAAUGACACCACGGUGCGGCUUGUCGACUUUGGCAGCGCCACCUUUGACCACGAGCACCACUCUGCCGUCAUCUCCACGCGUCACUACCGAGCUCCGGAGGUCGUACUGGAGUUGGGUUGGAGUCACCCAUGUGACGCGUGGAGCAUCGGAUGCAUCCUGUUUGAAUACUACCAAGGCUCCACUCUGUACCAGACUCACGACAACAAGGAGCACCUUGCUAUGAUGGAGAGGGUCCAGGGGCCGCUUCCUCAGAGAAUGAUCCAGCGGAGCAGAAAGCAGCCCCAGUACUUCCACCGCGGGCGCCUCGACUGGAACGAGUACUCCAAGGCCGGGCGCUACGUGAAGGCCAAGUGCAAACCGCUGCGGAAGUACCUGUCGUCCCACGCGGCCGAACACCAGCAGCUCUUUCACCUGUUGGAGAGACUGCUGGAGUACGAGCCCUCCACGCGCAUCUCUCUGUCCUCGGCGCUGGGUCACCCCUUCGUCGCGCCUCCUCAUCCUCCAGGACGGGGUCACGCCUGGAGGAACAGCUGUGAUGUGAACACGUGGGACCCCGAGUAGACACUUGGCGCCCCCCCCCCCCCCCCCCUCCCCCCACCCACCGUGCGGACGAUGCCAAUCUGUUUGCAAGUAUUUUUCUCUCUCAACUGCAACACGUGUGGAUUCUGCCUUACAUCGCAUCGGGAGAGAGUCAUCGAAAGAAGGGGUGGAUACGUGUUGAAUUAAUUAUAACGUGCGCAAUUUGUGAAGUUGAGGAGAGCCUUAACGAGCAGAGUCUUUGGUGUGUGGACCUUCUACUUCUACCCCCCCGAAGCGGUGGGGUUAUGGUGAAAGGGGAAGGCGAAAAAGGGGAGGAUUUGGACCGCUGUAAUCCGGAGGUGGAUUCCUAAUGAGCUCAGUGGAAGGACGUAUUGGACGCUGGCGGGGGGGGGGCGGAUGCGGUGAACGGGGUCGAGGUGGGCCGUUUCAAAUCAUACAGCGAGACAACAGCUGAUAGCAGCAGAGGGCUCAUCGAGUAGUUCACAGUCAGCUGAAAAAUAAAGCUGAAACUUAACAGAGCCGAGGAGAAGUGAUGAGUCAGUAGGAAAUAAUCUGCAGGUUCUUUUCUGAAAAAAAAAAAUUUAUAUACUGUAUAUAUAUAUAUAUAUAUAUAUAUAUAUAUAAAAUUAUAAAUAGGAUUUAUAUCUUUUAAUUCAUGUGUGAUAUGAAGAUCUUUUGGCAAACCCUUAAAAGUUGUAUUUUUUGUAAAAGGUACAUUAAGUGGUAUACUUAAAAAAGUAUACCGUGUUAGCUCUGGUUUCAGUCUCAAUCAUAUGAAAGAACACGAUUAGCAGUUACGCAUUAAAUGAAGAAAGUCUGUA